Cuscuta campestris is the source of this 1255-nucleotide messenger RNA. The record is from the annotation of a GenBank genome assembly. NCBI's taxonomy places the organism in Eukaryota, Viridiplantae, Streptophyta, Magnoliopsida, Solanales, Convolvulaceae.
AGAAAUCAAGUAAAACAUCUUAAAAACCACGUCAUUUAGUUGAAAACCACGGCUAGCCAAGUUCGUGCCGUUUCGCAUGGUUUUCACUAAACGAUCAAAAACGGAAGGUGGUUUUUGAGGCGUUUUUGUUGGAGAACUAUUUAAAUAUGCCCAGAAGUAAAACCAGUUAUAAAAAGUUAAAAACCACUUGCACACACAGAAACACAUAUCUGUGUCCAUAUAUGAUAUCAAUCAACUCUGUGAUUCUCCGCCGCUAAUGGCUGCCGGAAAAAGACAGAGUACCCAGAGGAGGAGGAGGAUGACGGCCGCCACCGCCACCGGAAUUCAAAAAUCAUCCAUUCCUCUCCUUCCCCGCGACUUGAUCGUCGAAGUUCUUGCAAGGGUCGCGUGCCGUUCACUCGACGAUUUUGUCAAUGCAAAACUGAGCUGCCAAGAAUGGUGUCAAUUGGGAGAUGAAAGUUACGUGUAUAAGCAUGCAUCUCUUGCAAAGUUCCAAAUUCUCCCCGGAUGGAAACAACAAAGUGCAGAGAAGAAGAGAAAAACAACUUUAUUCUUGUACAAGUGCAUUGAUGCUGGAAACCCAGAAGCAUUGUUCAGGACAGGAGUGGUUGGGUUUUUUGGAUGCACAGAGCCUAUAGAGUAUGCGUUGGAGUGUUUGAAAAGGGCGGGAAACGAAGGACAUGUGGGAGCGGCAUAUACAAUCUGCAUGAUCUCCAUACUGUUCUUGGGGGGUGAGCACAGAGAAAAGGGAAUCAUGGUGUUGAGUGCCAUGAAGGAGUCCAAAGAACUCAAGGAGAGAGUGAGGGAAGCUCGUGAAGAACUGGUUAGGAUCUUGCGCAUGAUUUGGAAGAACAAGUUACGUGUUCGCAUCCAAAGACCGGUGUGUUGCAGCACCGCGGAUCAUUGCUCUAGAAAGAGGGGGUGGGAUUUCGACGAAGAAGACACAAGCGCAGAGUGUGCGUAUUGUAGGUGUGAUUUCGAGGUUUUCCAUGUUCAUAAAGCUCUCCCCUUGUUGCCAUUGUCUUAAUAACUAGCAGUUCUAAAUAUAAAAAAAACUAGCAGAUGAUGAUGAUGAUGAUGAUGAUGAUGACAAUGUCUAACCAAAAGAUAAACUAGCAGAUGAUGUCUAACACUCUAACCAAUUUAAGUAGUAAGGCAAUGGCUGUGUUGGGAGAGAAGAGGAAUAGAUGAUUUUUAUUUCAUUUCUAGAUGAUGGUUAAUUAGCUUGUAAUAUAAGUAAAUCAUGCCCUAUUGG